Carassius auratus (goldfish) is the source of this 1923-nucleotide messenger RNA. RefSeq names its product TATA box binding protein (TBP)-associated factor, RNA polymerase I, A (gene taf1a). The coding region runs from base 290 to 1645 and encodes 451 amino acids. Gene Ontology annotation, cellular component: RNA polymerase I transcription regulator complex. The record is from RefSeq and is a predicted model, not a curated record. Gene Ontology annotation, biological process: transcription by RNA polymerase I. The transcript has 11 exons. Lineage: Eukaryota; Metazoa; Chordata; Actinopteri; Cypriniformes; Cyprinidae.
UUGCAGAUAUUUUUAUUUGGACUGCAAUACCUAGUUCAACCACUCGGUGUCAAUGCGCGCUCUUACGCUGUAGGCGUCAUUUGCUCCUGUACUGCAGGUGGCGCUGUGAGCUGCUCACGCUCGUCCCUUGCUUUGAUGAAGAAGAGCUCUGUUUACACGCUGACGUGUUUAGAGUUACACACGACUCAAACCGCGCUUAUUGAGUUUUGUUUACAACUUAUUAGCACAAGGUCUUUGUUAGCCAUAGAAGAAGAAGGUCUGAAACGAAGUGUCCGUGAAGCAGCGCAAUAUGGAUGAUAUAGAGACUGAGCUCAAUAUCGCAGAAGCGGCCGCGGAUUCAGAGGAUCAGGAAAGAAACCACGAAGUGAUAAAACCUGCCGUUCUUCUCCACCAGUCUCAUACAGACCCCAGAGGUGUGCUCACAGCGGUGGACUUCCUCAAGUCCAACCGGAAGUGUCUGAAUCUGAUCAGAGAAGCGAUGCUGAGGCAUAACUGGCGCGAGGCCGCGGGGUAUUUCAGCUCUUACAUCCAGACACUGGAGGCUGGGACUCUUUCACAAGUGCAUUCAACAGCGUCUGAGAUAAUUUGGCGUUUAGGCACAGAAAUUCUGCAUCAUGUCCCCAAUUCCAGACCUGACGAUUUCAACGCCUUUUAUGAACAACUGAAAAACUUUGGCGUCAGAAACUACUCGAAGAUCUGUUUGGAGCAUUGCUUUCAUCUCCUGCUGAACGGCCAGAUGGAUGAAGCCAAGCGGCAGCUGUCCAUCGCAGAUAGCUGGAGAUACGGCAAGCAGUCGACGGCUCAGUCCCAGAUGAAGAAGCUGAUUCGUGCCUACUGCGGUUAUCUAGAUUACCUGAUCUGGAGCGAGAAGAAGCCCUCUGCACCUGGAAGCGAGGAGGCCGGCAGCAACCGUGAGAUGCACAGCUACUUCAGACAAGCUUCUGUGACGCUGAAGGAGAUCGUCAGUCAGCCCGGAGUCUGGGAUCCUUUCGUCUUGAGUUACAUUCAUAUGCUGGAGUUUUACGAGGAUGAGGAGGCUGCUCUUCAGCUUCUGGAGAAUUACGCUUACAACAAGGAGUUCCCUUCGAACCCCAACGCUCACGUGUAUCUGUACCAGUUCCUGAAGACGCACCAGGCCCCACCAGCCAAGCUCAUCGGCUCAUUGAGAAUUCUGCACUCUUUAGUCCCGAGUCACGAGCUGAUGCUGGAGCUCUGCUCUCUCCUGCUGCACACCAAGCAACAGAGCGAUCUGGAAGAAGCUCUCGCCGUCUCCAUGGACCUUCUGGAGUUUUCCAGCUGGAGAUGUGACAUGAAGGCUUGGGAGUGUCUUCUGAAAAUAAUGAAGAGACUCAAAAAGAUGAAGUGCAAGGACGCUGUGAAGAAGGAGUGGGACGUCAGGAGAUCGCUCUGGAUCUCCUUACACUACAGAAACUACAUCGGCAGGAAGGACUCGCUCCAAAACGUCCAGCUCCUGAUGGUCAAGAGAGACGUUCUGAGGUGUACGGGAGAAGACAACAGAGAAUACUUCAGAAUUGCUCUGAAAGUUGAGAGAGGAGGUAGACCCAAGAAAGACCGACUCAGGGAGAAGAAAGAGAAGACGGCGACUCAGAAGAAGGAAAAGAAAAAGAAGACUCUCGAUGACUAAGGAAUCAGAGUUAAUUUUUGGAGAUUUUCUAGAUUUGUAGCUGAGGAUGUUUGACUUGUGUUUGGUCUCUGUGGAUGAAGGGACAGGAAGUGACCAGCAGGGAGCGCAAGCGCUGCGUUUCUCAAACCUGAUGCUUUACAGGAGUCACAUCAACAUUUCAUAUCUGUCAGAAGAAUCCAAUCAUUUUCAGCAGCUUUUGAGAUGAGUGGAUUCUCUCCUGUCGACAUAUUUAUUAUUAAAUAAAGAAAUUAAAAACAAUACAUCUAAAUGUCAUUUAU